Messenger RNA from Zasmidium cellare ATCC 36951, 1242 nucleotides. RefSeq lists its product as uncharacterized. The transcript has a single exon. The coding region runs from base 1 to 1242 and encodes 413 amino acids. Gene Ontology annotation, molecular function: aminopeptidase activity. NCBI's taxonomy places the organism in Eukaryota, Fungi, Ascomycota, Dothideomycetes, Mycosphaerellales, Mycosphaerellaceae. The record is from RefSeq and is a predicted model, not a curated record.
AUGACGUCCCCAGCGACAUCAACUACCUCAAGUGACCGAAAACGACUCCGUGACCUCCUCCCGAACUUCAAAUUCGUCGGCUCGAACUGGCAGCCAGGCCCGCUAAACUUCCUAACCGACGUGCCCGGUGUACUAGUCCACAGGCAAGAGAUCUUCUCAGACGACCACGCCGAAAACACGGGGGUAACGUGCAUCUUGCCGCGCAAAGAUUGGUUCCGCUCAGCCUGCUACGCCGCAGUGUUCUCCUUCAACGGCGCCGGUGAACUGACUGGCUCGCACUGGAUCCGAGAGACGGGGCUGCUGCACUCCCCGAUUGUGCUGACGAAUUCGUAUUCAGUCGGUGCGGCGUAUCAGGGGAUCUAUGAAUAUGCUAUUAGCCGCCAUGCCAGCCCUGGAGAACCUGUUGACUGGCUGCUCCUCCCAGUGGUGGGCGAGACGUUCGAUGGCUAUGUUAAUGAUAUAACUAGAUUGCCUGUCUCGUCUAGUCAUGUCGUUCAUGGCAUUGAGAGGGCAUCGAGUAAACCUGUCAAGGAAGGCAACACGGGCGGCGGCACUGGGAAUAUCUGUCACUCUUUCAAAGGCGGGACCGGGAGCAGCAGCAGAGUUAUCCCAGGCUUCGAUACCGAGCAACAGGACAAACUUUACACUGUCUCUGUGCUGGUACAAGCGAAUUAUGGGAGACGAUCACAUUUGCGAAUUGGCAAUGUGCCAGUGGGACAGAUUCUUCACGAGCAGAACCAACAAGCAUCGGUCGGCAACAAGAGUGCAUCCCAAGGCGAUCAAGAUGUAUCCCCUCAAGAUAAGAGGGUCGGGAGAACAGACGGCAGUAUCAUCGUAAUAAUCGCAACCGACGCACCACUACAUCCCCUCCAACUAGAGCGUCUUGCCAAACGAGCCACCGUUGGCCUGGCUAGAGUCGGGGGCAACGGACUCAAUGGCUGUGGAGACAUUUUUCUGGCAUUCUCCACUGCCCACCACAUCCCCGUCCAAACUGCAUCUGCCGUGGACCCGUUUAAGCCAUCGCCAAACAUUACUGCCGCCAUCGAUGACGCCACCAUUAAUGCUUUAUUCGAAGCGGUGGCUGAUGCAACAGAGGAGUCGAUCUUGAAUGCUCUAUGCAUGGCCGAGACGUUGACGGGGCAUCUUGGUCACACUCUCGAAGCACUGCCACAGGACAAGGUGAAGAAUAUUGUGGAACAGUACGAUGCUUUCCAGACUAGGCUCUCGUCGAAUCGGGGCUGA